Messenger RNA from Hippocampus zosterae (dwarf seahorse), 2102 nucleotides. It is a transcript of the gene serpind1, whose product is annotated as serpin peptidase inhibitor, clade D (heparin cofactor), member 1. Gene Ontology annotation, molecular function: serine-type endopeptidase inhibitor activity. NCBI's taxonomy places the organism in Eukaryota, Metazoa, Chordata, Actinopteri, Syngnathiformes, Syngnathidae. The record is from RefSeq and is a predicted model, not a curated record. Gene Ontology annotation, biological process: blood coagulation; negative regulation of endopeptidase activity. The transcript is spliced from 8 exons. The coding region runs from base 86 to 1606 and encodes 506 amino acids.
ACCACGUCAAAGUUCAAUUUGUAUUCAAUUCACUGCUUGUGUCCCGCAAACACGAAGCAGCACACAGCAAAGCGAAGCCUUCAGGAUGCAGUUGUUAGUGAGGGUCGUCUCCGUGGCCUGCCUGCUGGUCAGUCCAGCACUGGCCGCCAUCAAAGACCUCAGUUCACACUUUAGUCACUCUAACCUGGAACCCAGAGGCUUUCAAGAGAAGGCGUCGGGGGAUGUGCAAGAUAUCCCCUUGGAUUUCCACAAAGAAAAUACCAUCACCAAUGACCUGGUGUUUGAUGGCUUUGAGGACGCAGAUUACAUCGAUUUUGAUAAGAUCCUGUCUGCAGGCAGUGACGACUACAUUGAAGGGGAUGAGAUUGAUGAGAUUGCCACUCCAGCCCCGGACAUUGACAUAUUUGCCGAACCGUCCGACCCAAAGAUUCGUCGUGCCAGACUCCUGCGGCUCUUCCACGGUCGUUCUCGCCUCCAACGCCUCAACAUCGCCAACGCCCUGUUCGGCUUUAACCUCUAUCGAAGUCUCCGUAAUGACGUCAACCAGAGUGACAACAUUCUACUCGCGCCAGCUGGGAUCUCCAUCGCCAUGGGAAUGAUGUCUCUAGGAGGCGGACCUGAAACCCAGGAACAGAUCUACAAAGUUCUGGGAUUCGCCGAAUUUGUCAAUGCGAGCAGUCACUAUGACAACAGCACAGUGCAUAAGCUCUUCAGGAAGUUGACCCACAGGCUCUUCCGGAGAAACUACGGCUACACGCUACGCUCUGUGAAUGACGUCUACGUCAAUAAGAACAUCUCGGUUAAAGAUGCCUUCCGCGCCGAGACCAAGGCUUAUUAUUUCGCAGAGCCGCAGUCGGUGGACUUUGGCGAUCCCGCCUUUUUGAACAAGGCUAACCGUCGAAUCCUAAAGCUCACUAAGGGACUAAUCAAGGAGCCGCUCAAGAGCGUAGACCCAAAUAUGGUGCUGAUGCUACUCAACUACUUAUACUUUAAAGGCACAUGGGAACAGAAAUUUCCCAAAGAGAUGACCCACUACCGCAACUUUCGAGUGAACGACAAGACAAACGUAAGAGUACCGAUGAUGACCAACAAGGGGAACUACUUGGCCGCUGCCGACCACGAACUGGAUUGUGACAUCCUACAGUUGCCGUAUUCGGGACACAUCAGCAUGCUCAUUGCCUUGCCGAGGAAGAUAACAGGUAUGAGGAACUUGGAGCAGGAAAUCUCGCCCACAGUUGUCAACAAGUGGCUCAAGAACAUGACAAACAGGACCCGCGAAGUGGUGCUACCUCGCUUUAAACUGGAGCAGAAUUAUGACUUGAUUGUGAAUCUGAAGGAGAUGGGUCUCACGGACUUAUUCCAGGAUGACGCAGACUUCUCUGGAAUGACCUCGGAUAAGGUUGUCUUGAACUGGCUUAAGCACCAGGGAACCAUCACCGUGAACGAGGAAGGAACGGAGGCGGCUGCUCUGACCCAGGUGGGCUUUAUGCCUCUCUCCUCCCAGAUCCGCUUUGUUGUGGACCACCCUUUCCUCUUCCUCAUCUACGAGCACCGCACGGACUGCGUUGUGUUCAUGGGCCGAGUGGUCAACCCGUCACAGAACUAAAUUUGAGAAAUGUAGUCCAAAUUGUUCCAUCCAAUGUCAAUUCCAGUGGGAGGAGGGGGGGGCAUAAUGUGAAUGAAUACACUUUCUUGGAUGCAAAACGAGAAUGUAACAGGGAGAAAUUAUUUUAGAGCGUGUGUAUGUUGUGUUACUGAAAAUUGAGAUUGCCAGGUUGAGUUGGUUCAUGUUGUUAUGUGUCAACGUUUGACCUGCUUUUUUUUUGGGGGGGGGGGCAAUGAUUGUUGUGGAGAAAUUUCCUCCAUCGAGAUUCAGAAUGUCAGAAUUUAUUAUCAAAGCAUACAUGCAAUAAAAUAUUUCACAAAUAUCCACUACGAUAGAGCAGAGAUUGAAAGUUGUAUUAAAAGGACAAAAUAUGAAUGAACGGUCAAGAAGCAACUGGAAAUCUUUUAAGAACUUUGAGAGAAUCAAAUACUCGGUACAGCUGUAAAAGCUUAUUGGUAGCCAAUAAUAAAGAGCUUUUGCUCAGUUUUGAGUGCCA